CAAGUAAAAUAAUAAAAGCAAACAGCAAGAAAAAUAAAAAAGAAACAAACCAAACGUCCAAAACCAUAAAUGCGCACAUAAAAACGUUCUAAAAAACCACAAAAGCCAAAAACAAAACCCACUCUUCAAACAAAAAAGAGAGCACCCACAAAUACCAGCCAAAAAUAGCUUCAUUCUCCUUGUAAAAGACGAUUCAGAUUUGAGAGGAAAACCCAAGUACUUUGAAACCAGUCAUGGAGAUUCAGAGAACUUUCUCUACUACAAAGCAAACUAUGACAGUCUUUGAUUCGUCUGCAUCCAGCUCCUCCAAUCCCUUUCCAUAGACCGCGUUACUGAAGCCGAAACUCCAUCAACCCCAAACCCAGAUCUUUGGCUUCUUCGCCUUUCCACUGCCAGGGUAUAGGCUGCAUCAUUAACAGAACGAGGAAUAAAAAGCUUUUUGAUAACUGUCAAAGAAUCCCCUUCUACGACCGGGCACCGAAAACCCAUCAUUCGCGCGAACAAUAAUGACCUUUCACAUGCCCGUGCUUCAGCAAUGAACGCAUCAGCAACAUCCUCUAUCAAAUAAGUUUCGGCUCCUCUAAUUUCACCUCUAGAAUCUCUGGCUAAAACUGCUAUUGUAGAAGUUCUAGAAUCUCUUUGAAAGGUAGCGUCAAAAUUAAUCUUGAUGAAACCCAAAACUGGAGGCCUCCAAUACCCUUUUAUCAGAAAACCAUCAGAACCACCGAGUUUCUCUUUGCAAAGAUUUACUUCCUAAACGUAACCACGAAUGAACCCAAGCACUUCCUGCAGAGAAAAUUUGGCACCUUCAUGAAUCAAUUGAUUUCUCCUAUACCACAUGGUCCAAAUAGAAAUUGCAAUAAUUUGUUUGCUUUGAUCAUCCGCUGCAAUAAAAGUUUUGACAAAGUGAAUCUUGUAGUUGGAAGUGUUAUCAACAGGAGCAGUUUUAAUUUGAAAGGAAGCCCAUACACCCUGAAGAAGACUACGAGACCACAACAGAUGAUUCGUGUCUUUUGACGCUUCCUUGCAAAGAGGACAGACAGAAUUAUUCCUCAACUUUCUUAACAAUAAAUUACCGUAGUAAGGCAAAUAAUUGUUAAGUAAUCUCCAGAUAUGUAUUUUAAUUUUCUCCGGGAUGUUAAUAGACCACAAAAACUUUUAAAAAAUCUUGUAGAUAUCAGCAGUAGAGUUGAUGUAGUUGAUGUUCUGUAAGUAGUCAGUAGCAAGAACUCUAUAACCACUUUUCACCGAAUACUCUCCAGACCCCUCAUACUUCCACACCAGCAAAUCCUCCGUUGAAGUCUCAAAAAUCGGGAUGGAAAUAAUACGUUGUGCCUGAUCUUUAUUCACAAGGCUAUAAAUAAGUCCCUUAUUCCAGGCAACCAAGGAUCAUUCCAAAUGUUUACCAUAACACCAUUGCCGAUUCUCCACAAAAGUCUAUCAGCAAUCAAAUCACAAGCGUUGCAAAUGUUCUGCUUAGUAAACGAAGGAAUGAGAAGAUGGUUAUUGAAAAACCAAUGAGUACCCGAGAUCACUAUUUGCAUAUCAAUCUCAUGGAAAAACUGAAAAAGAUACCUCUUAUCACCUAGAUUUGAUAUACAUAUCCCUCCAAUUGGAUGCCAUAAAUCAACCAUAGUGUUGCGUAGAGAAGGGAAGUGGACAACACUAUCAGUGAGACAAUGUCCCACUAAACAAAUCCGAUAGUCCUGAUCUCCUACCGUCGCUUCCUCCUGGAACGCCUCCUCUUUCUCAUCACGAAGCCUCAGAUUGGCUAGAUCAUCCUCCAUAUCAAGACCACACUCAAGAAGAACAGAAAAACACCGUAAGGAUACAAUGAAAAAGAGAAAGAAUAAAGAAAAAAACAACUUUUCCUAUUCAAAUAGCAUGUCAAACGACAGACUGAAACUCGUGUCAAAGAACAGACUUAGAAAAGACUUUUGAUGCUUAUAAUAUAUAUUUAUAUGAUAUCAAGGGAAAUUUUUUAAUUUUUUGGGGCCAUCAGAUUAAAUUUACCUUUUUGGGGGCCUUAUAUAUAAAGAGAAAAUUUUAAAAUUUUUGGGGCCAUAAAUUAAAUUGUCGAAAAUUUUGGGGCCAAGGACGCCUGGCUCAUUCUUUGUAACUUCUGCCACUGUUAGUCCCACACAUUCUUCUGGGCUUCCCAAAUUCAGUUUUGAGUUGGGAAAAAUUAUCUUCAACGGCAAUGGAGGGAGAGAAGGAAAAGGGGAGGAAGAAAAGAAUCGCUGUUUUCAUGGCUUUCGGCACCAAAGGCGACGUCUAUCCUAUUGCUGCCAUUGCUGCAGCUUUCGCUACGGACCAGAAUGGUUACGACGUUGCUUUUAUCACUCAUUCGGCACAUCAGAAUCUAAGUCCACAUUUGGCAAAAAAGAAAAUAAUUUUUGUUCCAAUUUUUUCGCCACCUGUUCUUUCAAGUAAUGGGACUGAUGAUAAGACAGGUUCACCGGGAUUAGAAUUUUCAGAGCAGAAAAAGAUUAUUGCAAAAGAACAAAGAAAAGAAUGCUGUUUGGCAGUUGAAAGGCUAUUCGGUGAUGAUCCAUGCUUGGAGGGUGAUUUUAUUGGGAUAAAUUUCUUUGCUUUGGAAGGCUGGAGCCUUGCAGAACUUUUCCAUGUCCGUUGUAUUGUUCUUGCUCCUUAUGUUGUUCCUUAUAGUGCACCUUCAUUCUUUGAGCAUUACUUCAGAAAAGAACUUCCUCUUUUGUACAAAUAUCUCCAGGAAGCUCCCGCUGAUAAGGUUUGCUGGAAAGAUGUAAUUCAUUGGAUGUGGCCACUUUUUAGUGAUAAUUGGGAAUCUUGGAGAAGUGAGGAUUUGAAUCUGAGUCCUUAUCCUUUUACAGACCCGGUAACAGGUCUUCCUACUUGGCACGAUAGACCACCAUCUCCCCUACUAUUGUAUGGGUUUAGCAAAGAAAUUGUUGAGUGCCCUGAUUAUUGGCCAUCAAAUACUCGGGUUUGUGGUUUUUGGUUCCUCCCUAUUGAGUGGCAGUUUUCCUGUCAGGAAUGUGGACAAAUUUCAACACUGCUUUUCACAGGGCAUCUAAACUCAGAUGACAUGUGUCCAGCUCAUGCUGAGUUACAGUAUUUUCUAAAGACUCCUUUGUCUAGGCCACCUAUUUUCGUAGGGCUAAGUUCUAUUGGAAGUAUGGGGCUUAUGAGGAAUCCUCGAGCAUUUCUUCAGGUCGUCCGAACUGUUCUAGAGGUUAUAUGUCACAGAUUUAUCCUUUUUACAGCUGGCUAUGAACCAUUAGAUGCAGCAGUCCAGGAAAUUGCCCAUGAAGCAUCUUCUAUUUCGAAGCAAAGAUGGUCGGUUCAAAAGGGGUUAUCUCUUUUUGAUAAUCGGCUGUUUUGCUUUUCAGGUAUGAUACCAUAUAAUUGGCUGUUCCCGAGAUGUGUAACUGCAAUUCAUCAUGGAGGGAGUGGAUCCACUGCUGCAGCUCUAUAUGCCGGUAUCCCUCAGAUUAUAUGUCCGUUUGUACUGGAUCAAUUCUACUGGGCAGAAAAAAUGUUUUGGCUUGGAGUUGCUCCAGAACCAUUGAGAAGAAACCAUCUUGUUCCAGAAAAUAUUAGUGAAACAAGUAUCAGGGCCGCAGCAAAUGUACUAUCACAAGCAAUACAUGAUGCAUUAUCUCCUGGAAUCAAAAAACGUGCAUUAGAAAUCGGUAAAAGGAUUUCUCCUGAGGAUGGAGUUUCAGAAGCUGUGAAGAUCCUAAGGGAAGAGAUUGGCCCUGCACUUUAAGAUGAACUGAGAAUGGAUAGUUUGUUGUUGUAUGGUACAUUUUUUUUUUACUCUAGACUUGUUUACUGUAAGUUUUUCCUUCCUACUCUUUUUACUAUAGAAAGAACUUGUUGAAUCAUUUAACUCUAGACAAGUUGCCUCAGUGUACCAAUUUUAAGGAUGAAGUAUGAAAAGGUUAUCGAGUAUUGGGUAA
This is a messenger RNA of Gossypium arboreum, 3944 nucleotides long. Its product is annotated as sterol 3-beta-glucosyltransferase UGT80B1. Gene Ontology annotation, molecular function: UDP-glycosyltransferase activity. The transcript has 18 exons. Lineage: Eukaryota; Viridiplantae; Streptophyta; Magnoliopsida; Malvales; Malvaceae. The record is from RefSeq and is a predicted model, not a curated record. The coding region runs from base 2201 to 3751 and encodes 516 amino acids.